GCAGUUUAAGAUUCAGCAAGUCCAAGACCCUGCCUGGGGCUCACUGCUGGGAUUCAUAAAGAGGCAAUAUUAAUAUCCCCACGUCUCAGCCCUGGUCAGUGCCUAUUCCCCACCACCUGCAGCUCCCCACCCGAUCACAGGCACAGGAUCUUCCUUCCCAGCCAACACAGGAGACCGAGCCAGUGUGAGUUCAAACACAGUGCUCAACAUGACAACUCUCAACCAAAGCAGCUUUGAUCCUAUAACUUUCAUUCUGACCGGCAUCCCGGGCAUGGAAGAGUCUCACAUCUGGAUCUCUGUCCCCGUCUGCCUGAUGUACGUUGUUGUACUUUUUGCCAACUCGGUUUUACUCUUCAUCAUCAUAACAGAGCGCAGCCUCCAUGAACCCAUGUACCUUUUCCUCGCCAUGCUGGCGGUCGCUGAUCUGCUGUUAUCCACGACUACCGUGCCCAAGAUGCUGGCCAUAUUCUGGUUUAGUGCCAAGGAGAUUUCUUUUGAUGCCUGCGUUACCCAGAUGUUCUUUACCCAUUUUAGUUUCAUCGCAGAGUCAACUGUUUUGCUGGCCAUGGCAUUUGACCGGUAUGUUGCCAUCUGCUACCCUCUGAGAUACCCAACUAUCCUCACUCACUCAGUGAUAGGGAAAAUAGCUGUGACGGCUGUUCUUAGAGGGUUGUGUAUAAUGUUCCCACCUAUUUUCCUCCUUAAGAGGCUACCGUACUGUGGACACACCGUUAUGCCUCACACGUACUGUGAGCACAUGGGCAUAGCCCGGCUGGCCUGUGCUGAUAUAACAGCCAACAUCUGGUAUGGGUUCACCACAACUCUGCUGUCGUCAGGGCUGGACGUCAUGUUCAUUGCUGUGUCUUAUGGGCUGAUCCUCAGGGCCGUCUUCCGGCUCCCGUCCAAGGACGCCCGGCUCAAGGCUCUCCGCACCUGCGGCUCCCACCUCUGUGUCAUCCUGAUGUUCUACACACCGGCCUUUUUCUCCUUCCUCACUCACCGGUUUGGCCACAGUAUCCCUGGGCACAUUCACAUCCUCCUGGCCAAUCUCUAUGUGAUUGUUCCCCCCAUGCUAAACCCCAUCGUCUACGGCGUGCGAACGAGACAAAUCCGGGAACGAGUGACUCGCAUGGUCUCCCAGGCCUGGGGAUUUCACUGCUUCUGCGGGGGGAGGGGAUGUUGACCUGCACAUAAUGCCGAGACGCGGACUGGGAAUGAGCAGUUGGUGCUGAGUGCUGCUGCAGGGCCACGACCGGCAGGUUCCUUCUAAAUGAAAGCAGAUUGCUUCAAAGGAGGGUUUUCAGGAGAUGGGAGCCUGGUUCUUCUGGACUUUUAAUCACUGGAGGUUCCUCCUGUGGUAUUUGCUUUCUGUGGCUCAGAUGAACCAUCAGAUGCUCCCCUCCAGCACAGAUCAGAUGCAGAACAUUCAGAAAACAGUGAGGACUGUCAAGAUCUCCGUGCCUGUGAUCUUCUGUAAACACACCUGUCACUGACUGCCCCUUCCACCCAUUUGUCUGUUUAUUCACCUGUUGUGCACUGUCUUAAUCUUAGACUGUCAGCACUCUGAGGUGCAGGCUGUCUUUGUGUUAUCAGGAGACUACCUAGCACAGCGGGGCCCUGAUCUCUGAUUGAAGUCCUCAGGCGUUAGUUGGAUACAGAUAAUAGUCAUAUCAUAUGAUGGUGACAAUACUCUUUCCAUUCCACUAGUACUGCUGG
Molecule: messenger RNA, 1716 nt
Organism: Gopherus evgoodei (Goodes thornscrub tortoise)
Lineage: Eukaryota; Metazoa; Chordata; Testudines; Testudinidae
Product: olfactory receptor 52B2-like
Exons: 2
Coding region: 209-1183 (324 amino acids)
Biological process (GO): G protein-coupled receptor signaling pathway
Cellular component (GO): membrane
Molecular function (GO): olfactory receptor activity; G protein-coupled receptor activity
Source: RefSeq, a predicted model, not a curated record